UCUCUAUCUUCUCUAGUUCAUUUAGAAAAUUGUGUGUCCGUGUGAGCGUUAAAUAUAACCACUCUCUAAAACUGCCAUAAAAAGAAACUACGAAUGUUUUUUUUCUAAGCAAAUUUGACGUCUCAAACAAUUAACGAUGUGUGGAAAAAGUCUUGCGUUUUGGUGUUGCAUGCUUCCACUCAUCGCUUCAUCCUCGGAGCUUUGGCCAAAUUCCACGAAUGACGAUGGGGAAAAAAAUUAUUCGACAGUGCGAUAUCAAUUUGAUGCUAACACCAUGAGAAACUAUAAUGACGAAAAGAAUUUGGUGUGGUAUAAUUUGCACGAAAAUUUCACCAAAAAUAAUAAUGUGCAGUACGCGCAUCGCAUUUAUAAGAGCAACAACCGCAAGGAUGACCACUUGAUGCAGCAUAAAUUUCAAGCUCAUGCCAUCGCAAGGAGUUAUGAGAAUGAUAGGCAAAUGCCUGAAAAAUCUCGAACAAACUCAGCACAGACUGGCGACGAGAAUAAUUUCAUGUCACAAGAAAUCCAUAGAAAUUUGAAAUGGCCCAUAAGCAAGGACGGUUUUACAUCGCGCGAUUAUCUUGAAAAUUUCGAUACUGAGAAAAAUAAAAAUCAUAUUAUUCCGUAUAAAAUGUGCGACAAUAUUGCCUGCAUUCGAUUAUGCUGUCCUUUUGGUAAUCAUUUAGUUAAUGGAAAAUGUAUUGCCGGACAAGAUACAUUUAUUUUUCUGCAAAACAUGUACGGAUACAUUAAUGAUUCGUUGCAAAACGAAAGCAAGAACGUAGACGAACUAUUUCUUCUGAUCGUUCAAGAUCCAUGUCCACAGACUGGGAAGUAUUUAUUUAAUUCCUACCAAAAUAUGUUUCUCGUCGAUGGCUCUUUGUAUCUAUCGUAUUACAAAACAAUCAUCAAAUCAACAUCCUAUUGUCUCGCUAUCAUAGAUGAAAACAUAUUUGCCGUGAACGUUUGCUUGGAGAUUAUGAAGAAGAUCAUGAAUGAGACCACAACUCAUAAUAAAACUGCAAUUUUUUCGAAUAGUACAAAUGAAAACUUAAAGAGAAUCACGAAUGGUUCUACGUCAUACGCUCCCUUUAAAAAUUACAAUAGAGAUGGCAAUAAAAACAAUAUCAUUCCGUACAACAUCUGCGACAAUAUUACUUGUAUUCGGUUAUGCUGUCCUUUCGGUAAUCGCCUGAUUAAUGGAAAAUGCAUUGCCGUACAGGAUAGCUUUAUUUUGCUGCGGAAUAUAUAUGGAUACGUAAAUAAUUCAGCGCAGAAGAAAAGCAAAAUUAUUAAAGACGAUUCAUUUCUUCUGGUCGUUAACGACCCGUGUCAACAGACUGGAUACUGGACGUUUAAUCCCUAUUACAACGUAUUUCUUCUUAAUGGAUCUUUGUAUUUACCCUAUUACAAAAAAAUUGUCGAAUCAACAUCCUAUUGCCUCGCUGACGUGGGUCAAAACAAUUUUGUUGUGAACGUUUGCCGUGACAUUAUGAAAAAGAUUAUAAAUAAGUCUAUAAACUACAAUAGUGAUGUAAUUGAACCGAUUAGUACAAUUAGAAUCCUAGUUGUGUCCGGUCAAAUAGGGCUUAUACUGUUUUCGUUGGUGAUAUUCAUAGUGUACUCUAUGCCAGAGCUUCGAAAUAUGCACGGUUACAUAUUGCGUAGAUAUAGCGGCUCGUUAGUCAUCGGGUACACGAUUGGAUUAGUGAACUUAAUAAUCAGGAAGGAUGCUAUAGGAGACUCUAUCUGUAUCGCAUGUGCUUUAGUCAAAUACUAUACCUUUUUAGGAAGCUGGUUCUGGCUAAAUGUAAUGAGUUUCGAUAUGUGGCGUACAUUUAGACAAUUUUGCCCGUUACAAAGAAAUACGAAACAACAGGAGAGAAAAAAAUUAAUCAUGUAUUCUGUCUACGCAUGGGGAAUCCCCUUUUUAUUCGCUAUCAUUUGUGGCAUAAUGGAUUUUGUACCUGGCAUACCAGAAAACCUCCGACCGGAAUUUAGUGUCAAGUGUUCGUUUAAUAAAAAUGUGCCAUAUUUAUUAUAUUUUCACGAAAUUGUAAUUAUCUCUAUUAUCAUUAGCAUUUGUUUGCUCGUCUGUACGGCACGAAAUAUCGCACAUUACGAAAAAGAUAUUGCUCAUCUUUUGAGAGAUUCGGAAAGCCGGCGUUAUAAUAUCAACAAGCAAUGGUUUAAUCUAUAUCUGGAAAUAACUAAAGUACUAUUUAUCAUCAUUUGCAUAAAAUCAUACAUGUAUUGUAUCUAUAUAUUGUAUAAUGAACAGUCAUUUUCCGUUUCUUAUACCUCUUUUACGCUGGAAAUCUUACAAAACUUUUGCAUUUUCAUUAUAUUUAUAUGGAAGAGCAAGAUUAAGAAGCUGCUGCUAAAGCGAUUUGAUUGCCACAAUCGCAAAACUCAACACGCAUCCUCAAAUAAUUGUACUACUACGUCAGUAAUGAUUUCUCUGUCAAAUAAGAUAAAUCUUUUCAAAAAAACGGACCGUCGUGCAGAAAGUUCGUCUGAUUCGACCGACCUUUAGUGCUAUAAUGCGCGACAAGAGAUUCGAAUUCUAUCGUAAAUUAAAGAUCGGCGGUUAAUUAUUACAGUUAUUAAUUACAACACUAAAACAAUUGUUUAAUCGAUGAUUAAUUUUACAUUAUUAUACGUUGACCAUUUUGUUUGACAAAAUGGUAGUCCUGAUCCAUCUAUCAAAUGUGUUUUUGUCUAUUUCUCCUUUUUUUUCCUUUUAUCCGUUUUUUUCCCAGUUUUCUGAUUUUUACUUUUUAAUGAUAUAUUCAUAAGCCUUUCUUUUUUUAAUGUCUUGUACAGUUUGUAUUUUUUAAUUUUUUGAUGUCAAUUUUAUUAACAUUAUCAAAAAUUGUUGAUACAUCAACUUGAAUUAAACGUAAAAAUAUUAUAUAAAAAAUUAUAUAUUGAAUUAUCCUAUAUUUAUAUUAUUAUUAGUAAUGUAAUAGAAACAUUGUGUAAAGCGUGUAUCGAUAAAUGGUCUCACUGAUUUGUGUAUGCCAGUUUUGAUAUUUAUAUGAAUAUGACUAUUAUCAAUAACAUCAUGUUGUGAUAAAAAUAUAUCUGACAUAUACACAAUGAUUGACAAUUUUAAUCUUAAUCAACUCUAGAUAAAAUAUAUAUACAUAUA
This is a messenger RNA of Cataglyphis hispanica, 3154 nucleotides long. Its product is annotated as G-protein coupled receptor Mth2-like. Gene Ontology annotation, cellular component: membrane. Bases 137 to 2536 code for a protein of 799 amino acids. The record is from RefSeq and is a predicted model, not a curated record. Gene Ontology annotation, biological process: cell surface receptor signaling pathway. Lineage: Eukaryota; Metazoa; Arthropoda; Insecta; Hymenoptera; Formicidae. Gene Ontology annotation, molecular function: G protein-coupled receptor activity. The transcript has 5 exons.